Phyllotreta striolata is the source of this 4123-nucleotide messenger RNA. The record is from the annotation of a GenBank genome assembly. NCBI's taxonomy places the organism in Eukaryota, Metazoa, Arthropoda, Insecta, Coleoptera, Chrysomelidae.
AACAACACUGCUCUUCCUUCUUGUUCGGUUCAUUAUUUCUUGUUUCUGUGAUAUCGAAAAGAAAAGUAUUUGGUGAACAGUAGAAAUUUUUUUCGGUAAAAAAGUGCAAAAUCAAUCGAGGUUUUUUGAAAACAAUGAACAUUACACAAGGAAGUUGAGAUAAAACCGGAAAACGCAGUGCCGUAUGAUUUGUGGAUUGUCGUAUUUAACCUACAAAUGAUGAAUUAAGUUGUACAUAAAGAUUCCCUUUAAGUUAUAAUAUUUAUACUGUAAAUUAAUUUUGCGGGUGUACAAAUUUAUGAAGAGGCGUUCUAAUCAACCGUAGCCAUGGCAAGUGUGUCGUAUCAAAUCGCGAAUCUUCUUGAAAAGAUGACCUCUUCUGACAAAGACUUCAGAUUUAUGGCAACUAAUGAUUUAAUGACAGAGUUGCAAAAGGAUAGCAUCAAACUUGAUGACGACUCCGAACGCAAGGUUGUAAGGAUGCUGCUAAAGUUGCUCGAAGAUAAGAACGGGGAAGUUCAAAAUUUAGCUGUUAAAUGCUUGGGCCCUCUCGUCAACAAAGUUAAGGAAUUUCAAGUUGAAACGAUCGUUGAGUCGCUCUGUACCAACAUGGUAUCCGACAAGGAACAACUGAGGGAUAUUUCCAGCAUCGGCCUUAAAACUGUUAUAGCCGAACUCCCUCAAGCGCCCGGAGGUUUGUCAGGAAAUAUCUGCAAAAGAAUAACAGGAAGGUUAACAACAGCUAUUGAACGUCAAGAAGACGUUUCAGUUCAACUCGAAGCUCUGGAUAUUAUCACUGAUCUCUUGCUGAGAUUCGGUCCCGUUUUGCAAGCUUUCCAUGCAUCGAUUUUGUCAGCUUUGCUACCUCAGUUAUGCUCUCAGCGCCAGGCGGUCAGAAAGCGUACUAUAAGUGCGUGUAGCAAUCUCGUACUUUCCUGUAAUAACGCGUUGUAUUCCAAACUUAUCGAUCACUUAUACGAUGGCCUCUGUUCCGAAAAGAAUAACUCACAGAUUAGAACAUACGUACAAUGCGUCGCUGCCGUAUGUCGCCAAUCGGGUCAUAAGUUCGGUGAACACAUCGAAAAAUUCGUACCCUUAAUUCUGAAGUGCAGCGAAGUCGACGACGACGAGCUGAGAGAAUUCUGUCUGCAAGCCUUCGAAAGUUUCAUCAACCGGUGCCCGAAAGAAAUCACCAAGAACAUCCCAUCGAUUAUCAUUUGGUGUUUAAAAUACUUGGUAUACGAUCCUAAUUACAACUACGAUGAAGAUGAAAGCGCCAACGGCCAGAACGACCCGUACGAUGAUGACGAAGAGGACGAAGAAAACGACGAGUACAGCGAUGAUGAUGACAUGAGUUGGAAGGUCAGAAGAUCGGCUGCUAAAUGUCUGGAAGCCAUUAUUUCUACCAGGCACGACUUACUUCCCGAUUUCUACAAGGUCUUGUCCCCGGCGCUUAUUACUAGGUUUAAAGAACGCGAAGAGAACGUGAAAUCGGACAUAUUUCACGCUUACAUUGCGCUUCUGAAACAAACCAGAUCGACUGUGAGCGUGAACAUCGAUCCCAAUGCGAUGGUAAUGGACGACGAAGAGGAAACUCCAAUGUCGCUGUUGCAACAGCAAAUCGAGAUUCUCGUGAAAGGCGUUCAGGGUCAAAUGCGCGAGAAGAGCAUCAAGACGAGGCAAGAUUGUUUCCAGCUGUUGAAGGAACUGUGCUGCGUACUACCGGGCGCUCUAAGUACUCACAUUGGCGAUUUAAUACCGGGAAUAUUGUAUUCCUUGAGCGAGAAGAAUGCCAGCAGUAACAUGAAGAUAGACGCGCUGUCGUUUAUAUUUUGCUUGCUGACGAGUCACCAACCGCAAGUUUUCCACCCGUACAUUAGUAUCCUAUUACCGCCCGUCAUAACGGCCGUCGGAGAUAAUUUCUACAAAAUAACAGCGGAAGCUUUAAACGUUCUACAAGAAUUAGUCAAAGUCAUUAGACCCUUAAAUAUAAAUUCUGCUUUCGAUUUUACACCGUUUACCAAAGAUAUUUACAGCUGUACUUUGCUGAGAUUGAGAACUGCUGACAUUGAUCAGGAGGUUAAAGAAAAGGCUAUUUCUACUAUGGGACAGGUCAUAUGCAACCUGGGCGAUCACUUAAAAGCAGAGUUACCUUACUGCCUGCCGUUAUUCUUGGAUAGAUUGAAAAAUGAGAUCACUAGACUUACAACUGUUAAAGCUCUCACGAAAAUCGCCGGAUCUCCUUUAGGUAUCGAAUUGCCUAUCUUACCUGAAGCGAUGCCGAUCUUGGGCUUAUUCCUCAGAAAGAAUCAAAGGGCUCUUAAAUUGACGACUCUCCAACUUAUAGACUGUUUGAUAAAGAAUUACCACGACAAUUUGAACGUAACUUUAUUGCAACCCGUCGUGGUGGAAAUAUCUCCUUUACUCGACGAAUCCGAUCUUCACAUAGCUCAAUGGACGUUGAUUAUCUUGAAGAGCAUCGCAAUUCAUCAUCCGAGGGCUCUACAAGACAUUAACAAUACCAUAAUGCCGCAAGUUUUGAUAUUAGUGAAAUCUCCAUUGUUACAAGGUACGGCUUUACAGUCUAUGUUAGACUUCUUUAAAUCCUUAGUAAAAUGCAAUCUUCCCGGUUUAAAUUACGAUUCUUUGUUACGGCUUCUGUUAAUGCCCAUCUCGAAUCUUGCGAGCAACCAGUCGGCGACGCUCCACAAGCAGGCCUUCUACUCGCUGGCGAAGUGCGUGGCCGCGAUCACGGUAACGUGCCAGUCGCACGCGCUGCCUGUCGUACACACGUUCAUAAACGAAAUCCAGGCAGCGUCCACAGAUUCUCAGCAAAUAUUCGCUUUGCUCGUCGUCGGUGAAAUCGGAAGAGAAAUUGAUUUAACGUCGAACGCAAAUUUAAAACAAGUAAUACUUAAUUCAUUUUCGGCUGUGUCAGAAGAAGUGAAAUCUGCCGCGAGCUACGCGCUGGGCAGCAUUUGCAUCGGUAACCUGCAGCAAUAUUUACCUUUUAUAUUAAAAGAAAGUCAAGAUCAGCCUAAAAGACAAUACCUUCUUCUGCACUCUCUCAAAGAAGUUAUCACGUGCUUGUCUCAAUCGCCCGAAGGCAUCCAGCAACUUCUUCCGUUCGUGCCGGCCAUUUGGCAGCAGUUGUACCGGCAUUGCGAAUGCUUGGAAGAGGGCACGAGGAACGUCGUGGCCGAGUGCCUCGGAAAGUUGACUCUGAUCGAUCCCCAGAACCUUCUGCCUAAAUUGAAGCGUUCCCUGAACUCGCCGUCGCCUUUGAUGAGAACGACGGUCGUCACCGCUGUGAAAUUCACCAUUUCGGAUCAACCGGCUACUAUUGAUCCUCUGCUGAGACAGUGCAUCGGCGAAUUUUUGAACACGUUACAAGAUCCCGAUUUGAAUGUAAGAAGAGUCGCUUUGGUUGCGUUCAACUCGGCUGCUCAUAAUAAGCCUUCGCUUAUUAGAGACUUGUUAGAUACGACGUUACCCCAAUUGUACGGAGAGACUAUUAUCAAGAGGGACUUAAUCAGAGAAGUCGAAAUGGGACCUUUCAAGCAUACUGUAGAUGACGGUUUGGACAUCAGAAAGGCGGCAUACGAAUGCAUGUAUACUCUUCUCGAUUCCUGUCUUGAUAAAGUAGAUAUUUUCGAAUUCAUUAAUCACGUAGAGACUGGUUUAAAGGAUCAUUAUGACAUUAAAAUGCUCACUUAUCUUAUGGUAGCGAGAUUAUCUCAAAUUUGUCCCGGAGCAGUUUUCCAAAUGUUAGAUAAAUUAGUGGAACCAUUACGUGCUACCCUAACAAUGAAGGUGAAAGCGAAUUCAGUCAAGCAAGAAUACGAGAAACAAGAUGAACUCAAGAGAUCUGCUAUGAGAGCUGUUGCAGCUCUUUUGAGUAUUCCUGAUGCAGAUAAGAAUCUUCAUCUCAACGAGUUUGUUAGCCAAAUCAAGAAUUCUCCCGAUCUUUCUCCUAUUUUCGAAUCCGUUCAGAAGGAUACAUCCGUCACCCAUGGCGAUGCUCUUCUGAUGGAUCAAAGUUAAAUAUAAUUUUAUAAAGUGAAUUCAUUUGUGUAGACGCGAGAUUAUACACUUGUUCUACAAAUAAAAACGUAUGUUUUAU